AUCGCUGAUCCAACUCUGCUUUGAUCCGCCGGCUGACUGUUAACGAGCAGUCAACAGUCAACCCGACAGUCAACAAGACAGAACAUAGAUCAACAGAAGAGAGAUGCUGCCGGAUCACUACAAGACCUUGGGCUGCAGUCCUGACGCCUCGCAGGCGCAGAUCAGAGAUGCCUACAAAAAGGCCGCAUUGGCAACUCAUCCAGACCGGUUCGGAGGCUCGGCAGAGGCAACGGCGCGGUUCCAGAAGGUGUCGGACGCAUACUUCAUCCUGAGCGACGAGACGCGGCGGCGCGAGUACGAUGCGGAGUACCGGUCGCAGAACCCGUACAGCGACGAGAGCAAGUACUUUUCAAGCGACGAGGAGCGACAGCGCAAGUACCAGGAGGACUUUAUGGGUGCGUUUGAGGAGAUGUUUAGAGACGCGGGGAUGAAGACGCCCGGAGACGAGAGUGAGGAUUCGUCCUCGUCUUUCUCUGCGCCGCCCCCGUCAUCCUCGCGGCGCUCAAAGUUCUACACGAUAGUCACUGGCGCAGCCGGCACGGUGGUUGGAUUUACGAUUGCGAAUAUGCCAGGCGCGUUGGCCGGCAUGGCGAUCGGCGCAAAGCUGGGGAGUAUCAGAGACCAGAAGGGCAAGUCUGUCUACGCGGCUUUCCAGGAGAUGCCGCAGUCUGACCGGGCCAAGAUCCUGGCAGAACUUGCGCAGAGGGUGUUUGCGUCUACUUUGAGUGGUUAGGAGGAAUAUGAAGUUGUUGCUGUAUAAUAAUAGGUAGUUUCUAGUAAAUAAUAGUCAAUCAGAAC
This is a messenger RNA of Myxozyma melibiosi, 798 nucleotides long. Its product is annotated as DnaJ domain-containing protein. The record is from RefSeq and is a predicted model, not a curated record. The transcript has 2 exons. Bases 104 to 733 code for a protein of 209 amino acids. NCBI's taxonomy places the organism in Eukaryota, Fungi, Ascomycota, Lipomycetes, Lipomycetales, Lipomycetaceae.